Dictyostelium discoideum AX4 is the source of this 1446-nucleotide messenger RNA. RefSeq names its product actin binding protein E (gene abpE-1). Lineage: Eukaryota; Evosea; Eumycetozoa; Dictyosteliales; Dictyosteliaceae. Gene Ontology annotation, biological process: actin cytoskeleton organization. The transcript is spliced from 2 exons. Gene Ontology annotation, cellular component: pseudopodium; cell periphery; cytoskeleton. The record is from RefSeq and is a predicted model, not a curated record. Bases 1 to 1446 code for a protein of 481 amino acids. Gene Ontology annotation, molecular function: cytoskeletal protein binding; actin binding.
AUGGCAUCAUUAGAUAUUAGUGAUCCAGAUAUUACAAAAUAUAUUAAAUUAGUUCAAGAUGGUAAUCCAGCAAAUCGUUGGAUUGUUUUUUCAUAUGUACCAAAAUCAAAUAACAAAAUUAAAUUUUGUGAUAGUGGAUCAGGUGAUUUGAAAGAGUUGAGAGAGGAAUUAGAUGAUUCAAGUAUUCGUUUUGCUUAUAUUCGUUUUGUUAUUAAUAAUAUGCCAAAGUUUGUAUACAUUCCAUGGUGUGGUGAUGGUGUAAACGGACCAAUCAAAGGCGCUUUCAGUGGACACGCAAUCGAAUUUUCAAAAUCUUUCAAACCAAUUCAUCAUCAAGUUAACGCUCGUUCAGAGGAAGAUAUCGACGAGAAAGCAAUCACCGCUGCAUUGAACAAAGCAACUGGUGCCUCAUACGAUAGUGGUUCAAAGGUACAAGGUGCUACCAAAGGUACCUUCAUUCCACAAUCGGUUAGUCAAGGUAGAGAAGCUGCAACCAAAUCAAAUGCUGAGGUUAAAAAUGUCAUCAACAAAAACGAUUAUAACAAAAUUCAAGAAUCUGCAGAAUAUUGGAAACAAAAUCAAGCAAAUAAAUCUGAACCAGCCAAACCAACUCGUCCAGAAUAUAAUUUAUCCACCGAAAGAGAUGACUAUUGGAAACAACAACAAGCAGAGAAACAAAAACAACAACAACAACAACAGCAACAACAAGCAUCAAGAGUUAAUGCUCCACCACCAUCUCGUACUGUUGGUAAUAAAUUCCAAGAACAAGUUUCAAAACCAACUGAAACUGCUCCACCACAACCAAGACCUGCUCCUUCAAAAGGAAGUGUUUUAAAUCGUUUCCCAGCUGCAACUCAACAACAACAAGAACCACCAGCUCCAUCACGUCCAGCUGCUCCAGUACCAUCACGUGUAAAUAAACCAGCUGCACCAGUCCAACCAGUUUAUCAAGAACCAGUUCAUGAAGAACCACAAUAUGAAGAACCACAAUAUGAAGAAGAACAACAACAACAAUAUGAAGAGCAACCAACUGAAGAACAACAAUAUUAUCAAGAAGAACCACAACAACAAUACGAAGAACAACCAACUGAAGAACAACAAUAUUAUCAAGAAGAACAACAACAAUAUGAAGAACAACCAACCGAAGAACAACAAUAUUAUCAAGAAGAGCAACAACAAUACGAACAACCAACUGAAGAUCAACAAUAUUAUCAAGAAGAACAACAACAAUAUGAACAGCCAGCUGAAGAGCAAUACGAUCAAAGUGGUUAUCUUCAAGCUAAAGCACUUUACGAUUAUAAUGGUGAAAAUGAUGGUGAUCUUUCUUUCAGAGAAGGUGAUAUCAUUACAAUUUUAGAUCAAAGUGAUCCAGAUGGUUGGUGGCAAGGAUCUUUACCAACAGGUGAACAAGGUUUCUUCCCAUCUAAUUUCGUACAACAAUUGUAA